Messenger RNA from Nerophis ophidion (straightnose pipefish), 2757 nucleotides. It is a transcript of the gene wdr54, whose product is annotated as WD repeat domain 54. Gene Ontology annotation, molecular function: ubiquitin binding. Gene Ontology annotation, biological process: proteasome-mediated ubiquitin-dependent protein catabolic process; ubiquitin recycling. Gene Ontology annotation, cellular component: cytoplasm; nucleus. The transcript has 9 exons. The record is from RefSeq and is a predicted model, not a curated record. The coding region runs from base 376 to 1386 and encodes 336 amino acids. NCBI's taxonomy places the organism in Eukaryota, Metazoa, Chordata, Actinopteri, Syngnathiformes, Syngnathidae.
CUAGCAACGCAACACGUGACUGUGACGUAACACGACCUGGCGGCGAUGUCUCUAUGGCUGCGGGAGACGCCGAGAGUAUUAGCCUGGAAAGAAGUGCUUACGUCACUUUGCACUAGAAAUUUCAGAUAAAGACAGCAUGAAGUGUUGGACGGUUGCAUGGACUCUGUAAUAAACAGCAGUUACCCAGUCAGUUUUUAGAUUUGGACGUCUUAGUUCCGGGUGGCUUCUUGCUAACAACCACCGAGCUGCUAAUGCUAAUGCUAAGGAUCAGUCAGAAACCACUGACGUCAUUGGUAUAAAACAGCCCCUCUGUCUGGAAUAAGGCACCUUUUUUUUUAGGAUUACAUACAUUUAUAGCGUCGUGUAACCUUCUCGAUGUAUCACAAAGAGAAGAGCAUCCAGAUUAAGAACAGCGCGUCUGCGUUGUACAACAACCUGAGCACGCUGCGCAUCGCCCCGCGGCGCCUCACCCACUUCACGGUGGUCCACGCCAAUGUGGUCAACAUGGUCAGCGCGUCUUGGGACGGCCUCAACUACUCCACCCGUCAACUGCAGUCCAAGGAGCCCAACGUGGCCACAAGCCCAUCGCUCAUUAUGCAGGCUGCAUUUUGUGUUUUGCCCUCUCGAGAUAUUCUGGUGGUAACUUCCCAAAGAGGCAUCCAGAUGUAUGAAUCCGAUGGCUCCAUCAUGGUGUACUGGCAUGCACUGGAAACGCCUGAAACACCAACAGCUCAAGCUGUGUUUGCACGAGGGAUUGCUGCCGUUUGGGAGAAUUACAUAUGCGUCGGCUUGUCCACCUGUGGAGUUCUGGUGUUUGAUAUUCCCAAUAAAGGCAGUAAUAUCACACUUUCUGAGGUCCUUGAGGAGCACAUGGAGCCCAUCACAGACUUGGCUCCAGAGUGCUCUGGCAGCCAGGAGUGCAUAGCUGACCUGGUCAGUGCAGACGAUGGCGGCACUUUGUGUGUGUGGAAGUCAGGGGAGGAGUUUCAGCUUCUCAACAAAAUUGGUGGAUUUGACAUGAGCUGCUCCUCCGUAAAGCUGUGGAAAGGUACAGUGGUGGCCGGAUAUGGAACAGGCCAGAUCCGUCUUUAUGAGGCGGUGACGGGAAUUCUGCACGCUGAGGUCAACGCCCACGCUCGCUGGAUCUACUCGCUGGACGUUGCUCCGUUUUCCGGACUGCUCCUGUCUGCUGCCGAGGACUCUUUUGUGAGGGUGUGGCACAUGACAGUAACUCCAGAAACCAACACCGUGGAGGUUGCCCAUCUACACAAUGAGUGUGUAACAGACACACAAAUCUGCGGCGCCAAGUUCUGUGACGGGGAUGGCUACGCCUUUGCUGUGACAGGAUAUGACCUCAAUGAGAUUAUCCGAUACACGCAGACAUAGUACAUCACCUUUAUCAUGGCUGAGUACAUUGAUAUCAAAACGGAUGUAAUGGGAUAUUUCCGCAGAGUCAUCCAAAUUUAGCGCAGUCAAUAGGGGUAUCGCAUGACGUUCUUUUUUUUUUUGUAGAAGCGUCAUUUCAGUUCGUUUGUGUCUUCAGAUACAUUUUUAAAUAUAGUGUGUGUGUAUAUAUAUAUAUAUAUAUAUAUAUAUAUAUAUAUAUAUAUAUAUAUAUAUAUAAUGUGUAUAUGUACAGUAUAGAUAUGUGUAUGUAUGUCCGUCUCUCUCUCUCUCUCUCUCUCUCUCUCUCUCUCCCUCUCUCUCUCUCUCUCUCUAUAUAUAUAUAUAUAUAUAUAUAUAUAUAUAUAUAUAUAUAUAGACAUACAUAGUACAGGCCAAAAGUUUGGACACACCUCAUUCAAAGGGUUUUCUUUAUUUUCAUGACUAUUUACAUUGUAUAUUGUCACUGAAGGCAUAAAAACUAUGAAUAAACAUGUGGAGUUAUGUACUUCACAAAAAAGAGGUGAAAUAACUGAAAACGUGUUUUAUAUUCUAGUUUCUUCAAAAUAGCCACCCUUUGCUCUGAUUACUGCUUUGAAUAUUUUUGGGAUUCUCUCGAUGAGCUUUAAGAUGUAGUCACCUGAAAGGGUUUUCACUUACAGGUAUCAUAGAGGCCUUCAGUGACAAGUUACAUGGUAAAUAGUCAUGAAGAUAAAGUAAAUAUAUUGAAAUGAGAGGGUGUGUCCAAAAUUUUGGCUUGUACUGUAUAUAUAUAUAUGUAUAUAUAUAUAUGUCAAUUUUACCCGUUUGUUUUUAAUUACAUAUUCUACUUAUUUACUUGUACAUUACAUAUAUUGAUUGAUUUUGAGUUGAAAAAGAAGAAUGUGUUACAAAAAAGUUCCACCAGAGGGCAGUGUGACUUUCGUCAACCCUAUAAUGGUACUGAAGUGUGUCCAGGUGGGAUACUGUACAGAGACCAUAGGCAGCACCAUUUGGUUAAAAAGCAUAUAUAAAUUCACUUUUCACUUUUAAGGAUUUUUUUUUUUCUGCUUCCAAACUUAAACAGUGUUGUUAUAAAACUAUCACACCAAAUGUGAUUUUUGGAAAAUGAAUAUUCUUUUUCUUUUCUAACUAAUGUGGUAAAUUGAUUGUUCUGGAAGAAAUAAAGGGAAUAGAAACGGGCACGCAUAUUUUAAUUAGCAAUAAACUAACUCUACUCACUUAAUUCCUACUUUCUAAAUGACUUUGCAAAAGACAACUGACUAGGAAAGCAGUCUCUAAACACAAGAAGAUGAUGUAAUGUACCCUCAUGUUUAGUUGGUACAUGUGUUGUUAUUUGUGAGCUGUUUGGACUGUUAAAAGUCAUCAAGUGCA